Abrus precatorius (Indian licorice) is the source of this 1394-nucleotide messenger RNA. Its product is annotated as geranylgeranyl transferase type-2 subunit beta 1-like. Gene Ontology annotation, molecular function: Rab geranylgeranyltransferase activity. NCBI's taxonomy places the organism in Eukaryota, Viridiplantae, Streptophyta, Magnoliopsida, Fabales, Fabaceae. Gene Ontology annotation, cellular component: Rab-protein geranylgeranyltransferase complex. The record is from RefSeq and is a predicted model, not a curated record. Gene Ontology annotation, biological process: protein geranylgeranylation. The transcript has 11 exons. Bases 335 to 1276 code for a protein of 313 amino acids.
CAAAGUCCUGGGAACCUAAUCCCAAUUGUGGAACACCCAAAUCAACCAAAAUCCCAAUUCUCUAAAUCCAAAGUUAGGGAGCGAGCAUCGUACUCUACUAGUUUCUAGUAAUAAUUAUGCAAUGGGAGCUGAGCGUAAAAACACCGUUUUGAGGUGCUCAUAGCCCAAAUCCAAUUUCCCCUUUCCAUCUCUCUCUUCCUCAUCAAUGGCGGAAGCUGCUGACAAAUCCCCGACUCUAGCUGAGUAAUGCUAACGUUGUGCUGGAUCAUCCUUCAUCACAAAAUCAAUCUUUCCUCUCUCUGUGCCACAAUCUGCAACUGAUUUUACUCGCGAGAUGGCAGAGCUUGUUGCCGACAAACAUGUUCAAUAUAUAUUAUCAGUUGAAAAGAGGAAAGAUAAUUUUGAAUCUGUGGUAAUGGAGCAUCUAAGAAUGAAUGGGGCAUAUUGGGGAUUGACUGCUCUGGAUCUUCUAGGAAAGCUUGACACUGUGGAUGUUAAUGAGGUUGUUUCAUGGAUGAUGAGUUGUCAGCAUGAAUCAGGGGGAUUUGGUGGAAAUGUUGGACAUGAUCCACACAUCCUGUAUACAUUAAGUGCUGUGCAGGUGUUGGCUCUCUUUGAUAGGAUGGAUGUUCUUGAUGUAGAUAAGGUGACAGAUUAUGUUGUCAGCCUGCAAAAUGAAGAUGGAUCUUUUUCAGGGGAUAUGUGGGGUGAAGUUGAUACACGGUUCUCAUAUAUUGCCAUUUGUUGUCUAUCAAUAUUACAUCGCUUGGAUAAAAUCAAUGUGGAGAAGGCUGUGAAGUACAUUAUAAGCUGCAAAAAUAUGGAUGGUGGUUUUGGUUGCACUCCUGGUGGGGAAUCUCAUGCUGGUCAAAUUUUCUGUUGUGUAGGGGCCCUUGCCUUAACGGGGUCACUUGAUCUUGUUGACAAGGACCUACUUGGUUGGUGGUUAUGUGAGAGACAAGUUAAAUCUGGAGGUAUGAAUGGCCGUCCCGAGAAACUCCCUGAUGUCUGUUACUCAUGGUGGGUUCUUUCUAGCCUGACCAUGAUUGAUAGAGUUCAUUGGAUCAGUAAAGAUAAACUUAUAAAGUUUAUCUUAGAUUGCCAGGACACAGAAAAUGGUGGAAUUUCAGACAGGCCAGAUGAUGCUGUGGAUGUCUUUCAUACUUACUUCGGUGUGGCUGGACUUUCACUGCUUGAAUAUCCGGGACUGAAACCGAUUGAUCCAGCUUACGCAUUACCCGUUCACGUUGUAAAUCGAAUUUUCUUUACUAAAUAAGGACCAAUAAUGAGUUUAGGCUCACAAUCGGUAGUUCGAUCAAAUUAUUUUUUAAUAAUUUGCAUGAUUGACUCAAUGUUGUAAGCUAUUAAUUCCGAAAGUUCUGAGGUUUUAUUCG